GUAGCAAACUCGGUUUCUUGGCAAGAUGUUGUCUCAAAGUAGAAUGAAAUUUGCACUAAUUGUUAUUUGUUUGAUAAGUGUGCCAGUUAUAUUUAGUGAUGAAGUUGGCGUGGAUUAUGGGCAACCCUGCAACGAGACGACACCCUGCAAAAUAAAUCAUGGACUUUUCUGCAUACUUACUGAACCCGGUGGUACCGAGAAAAAAUGUGAUUGCGAGUAUCCAUCGGGAAUGGUGUAUUCCGAAAUACAAGGAAAAUGUGUGCUUCGAAUUGGUGAGCGAUGUCCGUUCGGAGCAGAAGGCCUUGACGCCUGCGCGGAUGGUGCAUUUUGUACCGAAAUUGAACGAUGCACCUGUCCCAAGGGGGAAACGGGCGAUGUCACAAACGGUAGAUGCGUCAAGGCCAAAGGCUUUAACGCUACUUGUCAUUCGAAUCAUGAGUGUGAUCUUGGUCAGGGGCUCACCUGUCAGAAUGUAACCUGCACUUGUCCUGAACACACUGUGUACGACCCACACAUCCGGUCGUGCAGGAUCAUUGAGGGACAAUCGUGCCAUCCAGUGCAUCCAUUACCAAACUUUGGCUUCGAUACGAACCAUUGGAUGCCGAUUUGCGACAAGGGUUCGGGAUGUGACCCCGGCUCAAAAACUUGUCAGCCUUGCUCCUCCGACCCCACGGGGGAAUGUUUCUGCCCAGAGGAGAUGUACAUGGACUACAUCGGCGAUGGCAAGUGCCACCCACAGAAAGGACUCGGGCAGGAGUGCAAUAUCUCGCGGGAAUGCUUAGAAACGAGAAGGUUACGUUGCGAGGAAGGAAAAUGUUCGUGCGAAGAAGGCACCGUGGAAAACUUGGAACCCUUUGAAGCCCAUAAUCCGGACGGAAUUAGUUAUCGGAGUACGUUAACGGUUUCGAGGGAAAUCUGUGUGGGAAAGGUGGGGGCAGCAUGUUCCAUUACAGUGAUCGGAUUCGACCGUACAUCACGGUCUCAUCCACAUCCUUCCAACACUUAUUGUCAUGAGGACGCAGAGUGUGUCGCAAACAAGUGUAAAUGCAAGCCCGAUACAAUUUUAUUGUCCGAUGGACUCUGCGGGAGAAACUAUGAUGAAGAAUGUUCCUUGCAAAAACAGUGUGCUGAUCAUUUCGUUUGUGGAACGAUUGAUGAUUCCGGUACUUUGAGAUGCCGCUGUCGAAACAAGGAUCACGAGUACUAUGACGAUUCCGCCACACCGCAAUGUCGAGGCAUGUGCCGACGUCUGACCUAUAUUGGAGAUUCUUGCCACCCAAAUGACACUAAAGCGUGCCCUAAGAAUGCUGAUUGCGUCCAAAACAAGACUAUGAAUUUGUGGCAAUGCGAAUGUAAAACUGGCUUCAUUUCAAGUUUAUCACGCCUCGAGUGUGAAAUUGGACACGGUUUUCCAUGCAACUACGAGAAAAGGAAGGAACGUUGUGAUAAAGUGGCCAAAUUGGAAUGCCUAAUUGUGAAACAGGCAAGUCAAAGUGGCGCCAAAAAUAAGAUUGAUAGAACCCAAGUCUGCAGUUGCCCCAAUACGGACCAUUCUUAUGAUGCGGAGAAGAGGAAAUGUAUUCCUGGAUGCGAACCGUCUGACGCGGACCCCAAUUGUGAUUCCGCCGCACUGAAAAAAUACCACGGAAGCGACUGGUGCACCGUGAAUAAUAAUGCGACAUUUUCGUAAUCGAAUUUCACUCAGCGAACAAAAUAUUUAAUAAGAGUAGGCGACCAGUUAAUAAAUAAGGGGCAAUUAGCAAUGUAUACAGAUAGAAUAUCAUUGUAGUCCAAUGGUAGGGCACUUGAGGCUUAAUCAAAAAGGUUCCGGCUCGGAAGGUGGUUUUCAUAUGUAUGUUUUGCAAAUAUUCCUCAUAGAUGCUAACUGGUCGGCAACAUUCAAUUCCUACGCGAAGUAGCUAGCAAAAAAACGACAUAAAACCGCAGUAACGUUGGACAUAAAUUAUUUCUAGUGUAUUAUUUACAUUAACCACUUAUCUAUAGAUAGCUAAUUACAGUAAAUAAAAUCUACGUUGCUUAAAA
Messenger RNA from Folsomia candida, 2043 nucleotides. RefSeq names its product cell death abnormality protein 1. The transcript has 7 exons. The record is from RefSeq and is a predicted model, not a curated record. Bases 26 to 1690 code for a protein of 554 amino acids. NCBI's taxonomy places the organism in Eukaryota, Metazoa, Arthropoda, Collembola, Entomobryomorpha, Isotomidae.